This is a messenger RNA of Amaranthus tricolor (Joseph's coat), 3117 nucleotides long. Its product is annotated as pantothenate kinase 2. Gene Ontology annotation, molecular function: ATP binding; pantothenate kinase activity. Gene Ontology annotation, biological process: coenzyme A biosynthetic process. Bases 109 to 2826 code for a protein of 905 amino acids. The transcript is spliced from 22 exons. The record is from RefSeq and is a predicted model, not a curated record. Lineage: Eukaryota; Viridiplantae; Streptophyta; Magnoliopsida; Caryophyllales; Amaranthaceae. Gene Ontology annotation, cellular component: nucleus; cytosol.
AAAAAGAUGGUUAAAUUCUGGGUGUUUCAAACAAGACAAAUAUUGAUAGUGUGAGUCUGACCCCAGAAAAUAUUGGUGGGAGUUAGGCGAUUUUUCCGGUAGUUUAUUAUGGCUGGUUUACCUAAAGACCCAAUUCUUGGAAUUCACGAAAUAAAUUCAGAAAAUGAUACUACUACUAAAUUACAAGAAGACAGAAAAUUAGAGGAUAGAGAAAAAGAAAUGGCUCCUGCUACUGGUAAUUCAAUUCACAGGUCAAGUUCAAGACCACAACUUGAUGUUAGUGGUGCUGCUAUUCAAGGGAAUACUGAGGAAAGAGACCCAACUAUUUUGCUCCCUAAUCAAUCUGAUGAUAUUUCUCAUUUGGCUUUGGAUAUUGGAGGAUCCCUCAUCAAGCUUGUCUAUUUUUCAAGACAUGAGGAUAAGUCUGUUGAAGAUAAGCGAAAGAGGUCAUUGAAGCAAAGAUUUGGUAUUUCCAAUGGUACGUGGAGAAGCUAUCCAGUACUUGGUGGCAGACUCCAUUUUGUUAAGUUUGAAACUACCAAGAUAAAUGAUUGUUUGGACUUCAUCAAGUCAAAGCAACUACAUUGUGGAGGGAUGGUGGCUCGUUGGCCUUCUGAUGCAUUGUCAAAUGAAAAUGUCGUAGUCAAGGCCACAGGAGGUGGAGCGUACAAAUUUGCAGAUCUUUUUAAAGAAAGACUUGGUGUUAGUCUUGACAAGGAGGAUGAAAUGAAUUGUCUUGUAGCUGGUGCGAAUUUUUUGCUCAAGGCUAUUCGUCAUGAGGCUUUCACACAUAUAGAGGGUCAGAAAGAAUUUGUGCAGAUUGAUCAAAAUGAUCUAUUCCCUUACCUCCUUGUAAACAUUGGAUCUGGUGUUAGUAUGAUAAAGGUUGAUGGGGAUGGGAAGUUUGAGCGCGUAAGUGGUACUAAUGUUGGAGGUGGUACAUAUUGGGGUCUAGGAAAGCUCUUGACCAAGUGCAAGAGCUUUGAUGAACUUUUAGAGUUGAGCCAACGUGGAGAUAAUAGAACCAUAGACUUGCUUGUUGGAGAUAUUUAUGGCGGUCUGGAUUAUUCCAAGAUUGGUCUAUCUGCAUCAACCAUUGCUUCUAGUUUUGGCAAGACCAUUUCUGAAAACAAGGAGCUUGAAAAUUAUAGACCUGAAGAUAUUUCCCUUUCACUCCUUCGAAUGAUUUCAUACAACAUUGGACAGAUAGCCUAUUUAAAUGCUCUCCGUUUUGGCCUUAAAACCAUAUUCUUUGGAGGAUUUUUUAUCAGAGGCCAUGCCUACACAAUGGACACCAUCUCUUUUGCUGUGCAAUUCUGGUCCAAAGGGGAAGCCAGAGCGAUGUUUUUGCGGCAUGAAGGCUUUCUUGGAGCUUUGGGUGCAUUUAUGAGUUAUGAAAAACAUGGUCUUGACGAUGUGAUGGUCCAUCAAAUGGUGGAACGGUUCCCUAUGGGUGCACCAUAUGUCGGGGGAAAGAUACAUGGCCCACCUUUGGGAGAUCUUAAUGAGAAGAUAUCAUGGAUGGAAAAAUUUGUACAAAAAGGAAUGAAAAUAAUUGCUCCUGUUCCGAUGACCUCUCCUGCAACAACUGGACUUGGGGGCUUUGAUGUCCCUUUAUCAAGAGGAGAUACUUUGCGUUCUGAUGCAAGCAGCUUAAAUGUUGGGGUUUUGCACCUCGUUCCUACUCUGGAGGUGUUUCCUUUGCUGGCUGACCCAAAAACAUAUGAACCUAACACUAUUGAUUUAUCAGACCCUGGUGAGCUAGAGUAUUGGCUUACUGUGUUGUCUGAACAUUUGCCUGAUCUUGUGGACAAGGCUGUGGCUAGUGAAGGAGGAACUGAUGAUGCUAAAAGGAGGGGUGAUGCUUUUGCUCGUGCAUUUUCUGCGCACUUGGCCAGGUUGAUGGAAGAGCCUGCUGCUUAUGGGAAGUUAGGGCUGGCCAAUCUACUGGAACUAAGGGAGGAGUGCUUGAGGGAAUUUCAGUUUACUGAUGCAUAUAGAAGCAUAAAACAAAGAGAAAAUGAGGCUUCCCUUGCUGUUUUACCUGACCUUCUAAUGGAGCUUGAUAGCAUGACCGAGGAGGCUAGAUUGUUUACUUUGAUUGAGGGUGUGCUAGCAGCAAACAUUUUUGACUGGGGAUCCCGUGCUUGUGUGGAGCUUUAUCACAAAGGGACAAUUAUUGAGAUUUACAGGAUGAGUCGCAAAAAGAUGCAAAGACCAUGGCGGGUGGAUGAUUAUGACAUAUUUAAGGAGAAAAUGCUUGGAUCUGAUGGCAAGAAGCCAUCAGCACAUAAACGAGCGUUGCUUUUUGUGGAUAAUUCAGGUGCUGACGUUGUAUUAGGAAUGCUUCCACUUGCUAGAGAGCUUCUUCGGUGUGGAACUGAGGUUGUUCUCGUAGCAAACUCGCUUCCCGCAUUGAACGAUGUUACUGCAAUGGAGCUUCCUGACAUUGUUGCAGAGGCAGCAAAGAACUGUGAUAUCCUGCGAAGAGCAGCUGAAGCUGGUGGUCUUCUUGUGGACGCAAUGAUAAAUAUCCAAGACAGUUCAAAAGAAGAAUGUCCUUCAGUGCCACUCAUGGUUGUUGAGAAUGGAUGCGGUAGUCCGUGUAUUGACUUACGGCAAGUCAGCUCUGAGUUAGCAGCGGCUGCUAAAGAUGCCGAUUUGAUAAUAUUGGAAGGCAUGGGUAGAGCAAUUCAUACCAAUUUCAAUGCAAAGUUUAAAUGUGAUGUUUUAAAGCUGGCAAUGGUGAAGAACCAGAGAUUAGCAGAGAAGUUGCUUAAUGGAAACAUAUACGACUGUGUCUGCAGAUUUGAGCCAUCAAACUAAGAGUUUUGUUAAAAUGAAAUUCAUUUACAAAUAAUUAAUAACAGAGUUUCAAUAUAUUCUAUGUACAGAAUACAGAUGGUUUGAUUUCAUGUAAUGUAAUGCAGAACUUCUUUCAAAUAGUUUCAAGUUUGGAUGUUGGAUUUCUAUUUGGUUUGAUUUCAUGUAAUGUAAUACCAAAGACCAAAAAAUGUUAUCCGAAUGUGUCAUUUUGGGAACAACUGCAAAUAGUUACAAAUUAGGAUUCCUGUAUUUAGUCUUAAGAUAUUUCACUACACAACAACAAGGGCGUUU